AUGAAUACAGAUCUCUGGAACUACAUCAUCUACUCUGCAUUUGCUAUCAUAUCAUACCUCAUUCUAGUCUCCUCCCUUCGCUUCCAACGAGUCAACGCCCUCCGUAAAACAUACAGCAAAUACCAAACUAGACAAUCCCUAUCUUCCAUGACCGACAGUGAUGCCUGGACUAUCCAGAAGAACAUACUCCAGCUCGAGUUUCCUUUUAUCUCGUUGAAAUCUCUCCAAUUCGCCCUCUUUAGAACAUACGGCAUCCCAACCAUCUCCUCCCUGCUCCUCAAGACAUCCCAGUUAUCAGACACUGCCACUUCCUUCAAGCGCUACGCAGACACUGGCACCCUCAUCGGCGAGUUCAUGGCCUUCCAUCCAUCUUCAGAUCGUGCACAUACAGCCAUCGCUCGCACGAAAUGGUUACACACGGGAUACAGAGCUAGUGGUAGUAUUCUCGAAGAGGACAUGCUCUACACGCUUAGUCUGUUUGCAUGUGAACCUAUUCGCUUCAUUGAAGAAUAUGAAUGGCGCAGUUUGACGGAGUUGGAAAAGUGUGCUAUAGGUACAUACUGGAAGAGUCUGGGUGACGCGUUGAGUAUUAGCUAUGAGUGUCUUCCGUCAGGCAAGAUCGGAUUCAGAGACGGGAUUCAUUGGCUUGAAGAGGUGGGAGCUUGGAGUGCAGAAUAUGAAGCUGCGAAUAUGCAUCCUCAUCCGAGGAAUAAGGAAAUUGCAGAUAAAACAAUGGACGUGCUGGUCUACGCUCUCCCGUCGUGGCUGAAGCCAGUCGGGGUAUAUUUCGCUUCGUUCAUCAUGGACGACAGGCUUCGAAAAGCAAUGAUGUACUCCCCACCGCCCCCUCAAUACAAUCACAUUUUCAACACCCUCAUAUCAACCCGCAAAUUCCUCCUCCGCCAUCUCGCCCUCCCCCGUCCAUACUUCCUCCGCUACGAAGCCUUCACCGAGUCCCCUGACUCCAAAAGCCGCCAUUUCAUGCUCGCCUGGAACGGAUACCCGUAUUACGUGCAGCCGACGCUGUGGAAUCGGUACGGCCCGUCUGCGUGGUUCGCGCGUGCGAUGGGAUUACCCCUGCCUGGUGAUGAAGGUGAGAAAUACUACCCGCAUGGAUAUCGAGUGGAGGAUCUAGGGCCGAGAUAUUUCGAGGGAAAAGGGAGGGCGCAGAUUGACGGGAUCAAAGAGGGGUUGGGCGUGCAGAGGAGGGGGCAGUGUCCGUUUGCGUGAUAAUCUAGGCAGAAAACACCUGCAUAUGUGCGUGUCUGCGGGAAAUUCAAGGAUGAACAGCCACCGUGUAUGCGGUUCUGGCUGUAUCCGCUAAUGAUCGGCUGGCGCCUAAUCCGUGGUGGUGAUAAGCCGACGCCAGUUUUGACGCUAUUCCGAAACACAGCGUAUGCAGGAGCCGAACAAUAAAAAUAGC
Messenger RNA from Aspergillus wentii DTO 134E9, 1423 nucleotides. RefSeq lists its product as uncharacterized. The record is from RefSeq and is a predicted model, not a curated record. The transcript has 3 exons. Bases 1 to 1230 code for a protein of 409 amino acids. Gene Ontology annotation, molecular function: oxidoreductase activity. NCBI's taxonomy places the organism in Eukaryota, Fungi, Ascomycota, Eurotiomycetes, Eurotiales, Aspergillaceae.